This is a messenger RNA of Endocarpon pusillum Z07020, 990 nucleotides long. RefSeq lists its product as uncharacterized. The record is from RefSeq and is a predicted model, not a curated record. The transcript has 2 exons. NCBI's taxonomy places the organism in Eukaryota, Fungi, Ascomycota, Eurotiomycetes, Verrucariales, Verrucariaceae. The coding region runs from base 1 to 990 and encodes 329 amino acids.
AUGGCCAAUGUUCCCACAAAGAGGCGCGCUCAACAAUCCCUUCGUUGGACCAAGGGGCGCACAAUGAAUUUAUCUCUUCCUUUUGAUUAUCCGUCCAACAAGCGACUGCCCGGUCCCCUCGAGCAAGACCCUGCGCGAUUGCCGCCUCUGUUCGCUUCUCAUCCUGUUUCCUUCAUAUUUCUCAUCACCAUGUCACUCCUCUUCUUCGCAGUCUUGACGCACAACACGCCCGAAGAACAACAACGCCUUACCGGCCAGAAACCAAAGGGAAUACCCUACGACGAUCCAGAUUCGCUCGGUAUCCCACUCGACGUGUUGGAUAAGUCGGGAAAGAAGAAGGAGAAAAAGAACAAGCUCGAACCCAAACCUGACAUUCACACCCCGUCCUCCUCCUCUUCAAAGGCAAAGAAGUGCCAUCGCCAAAGCUAUUUCCUUCACUCCCCAAAACCAACCAAAACAAUGGACACUCUUCUUGCCCAACAGAUAGCGGACGCUGUCGACCGCACCAAAGGCGCCAUGAUGCUCGACAUGCCCAUGUGGUUCCGCCUCGAAUAUGGCCGCACCUGCACCACCACGCGGCAAAUGUGCGCGAGAUGCAGUCGUCUCGGCGAGGAUGAGGGGGAAGUAAGCCGCGUGGCGGAAUGCUGGCUCUGCGCUAUGAUUGGUGACGAGACGAAAAUGUGUGAGCCUGUUCCGGGGUUUGGGGAGCAGAGGGAAGGUGAUGGGCAUGAGUUUUUGUGUCCGAAGUGCAGGGCUAGAGCUGUGGUUGGGAAUGGGAAUGGGCCGGCGGAUGGGGGUGGGUGCGAGUAUGAGGUGGAGAUGCGACGCGAGAGGAAGGUGAAUGAUCAGAAGAGAGUGGAGGAGGCGAUGCGAAGAGAAAGGGAAACAAAUGAUCGGAAGAGAGUGGAGAAGGAUCGGCAGCGGAGGGCGAAGAUCAGUAAUACUAGUGCUUCUGCUGCUAGUAGUCGUGGUGGUCGUGAGAUGAUGUAG